Molecule: messenger RNA, 859 nt
Organism: Carya illinoinensis
Lineage: Eukaryota; Viridiplantae; Streptophyta; Magnoliopsida; Fagales; Juglandaceae
Exons: 4
Coding region: 105-584 (159 amino acids)
Source: RefSeq, a predicted model, not a curated record
CAUAUAUCUUGAAAGUUCUUAAGCGUUCGUAUUGGUCUAUAUAAUGAAAACCCGGAAACAUCCAGUCACAGAUAAAGAUCAAUAUUCUUCCGUUUCAGAAAAAGAUGGCUUUCAGGGCUACUAGCUAUUGGAGAUCAACGCUGAUGCGACUGGGAGGAAACAGAUCGUUUGCUUCCUCAACCACUCCCAGAAUGAAACUGUUUGCACCGACGGUCGAUGCAGCUCACGGCGAUACCCAUAAUUCGAGGUUGGCUAUGAAGGGGGAGUUCUUUCCAGUGUAUAUGGUGCUGGGAAUGGUGAUGGUAGCAGUGACUAUGGGAACGCAUACGGCCAAGCAGCAGCUCAUGCAUUCUCCGACGGUUUAUGUCAACAAGAAGAGGAGAGAAUCCCUGCCGGAGGUGGAGGAUCCGGACCGGGUUAUUAGUUAUGCCGAUAAGUUUGUCAACAAGUCUUUCCUCAGGAAGGUGGCUCACAUCCAGGACCCCCACCGCACCCUCCCUGAUCCCGUCCGCCCUGACCCCUUUACUAGGCCUCGAACUGCAGAGACCCUUAAAUCGGUUGGAGUGGAUCCUGCACGCCACUGACUUUUCUAGAAUCUUAUAUCUAGGAUAAGCUGAAACAAAUAUCCACGAGAGCCAAAUAUGUCUCCUUUCAGACAUAAUCUUGUCAGAAUUUGAUGGUGUCACAUUUGUACAUAGUUGUGUGCCUUUUAUAUUUUCCUGCUUUGGUUCAGAAGCUUAUUCUGAGUGCCAAAUGAAAUGAGCCCUCCCUCGCUCGGGCGAGAGGAAAGGUGGCUUCUCUUUUCUUGUUUUCCCUUUUGUGUGGUCGAAUAAAGCAAAAGACACCAUUGUAUUUAUAA